UAUAAAGUGGUCUACGGAAAACCAAUUGAUAAAACCAUCAUCUGUUGUUUCACCCUCUCUUCCACCUCCGCCGUGUGGACUCUUGCCUGGAAACAGGUAAUCUUUAAUACUACAUCCUUUUCUAUCAAAACAGAGUCUGCCCAAGGCGAGCACUCCAAAACCAAACCUGACUCCUUAGACUUUCUGAAGCAAGCAAGGAGGGAGCCAUCUGAACGAUAGGAUGAGCCAACUAUCAGGUGUAAAUUCGAUCAAGAUCGGGAUAGACUUUGGAACGACAUAUUCUGGUAUAGCUUGGGCCUACAGCUCUACUCCCGAGAAGGUCAAUGUCGUUGGUAAAUGGGUCGCUGGGAGAAGCAGGACAUCUGGAAAGGCGCCUAGCGAGAUAGCGUACACGUCGUCAGGUGUGAAAUGGGGAUUUGGAAUUCCCAUUAAAGAGCCAACGCUCACUUGGUUUAAGCUUCUCCUGGACCCUACCAAAUAUCCUCUCGCCAACUCCACCAAUUCACCCUUGGCGAGGACAAAGCAGCUGAUACCCCACGGGAAGAACCCAGUCGAUGUUGUAGCCGAUUACCUGUCUGAGUUAUACAAGCACACCAUCAAUCAUCUGGAGAAGACCCUUGGGAAAAGUACUGUUGAAGUCUCGCCCCUUGAUUUUGUUCUCACGGUUCCUGCGGUAUGGAGCGAUGCAGCAAAGAACCUAACCCUCCAAGCGGCCGAGCUUGCAGGUUUCAGAAGAAAGAAAUCCAUUCGUUUAAUAUCAGAGCCAGAGGCAGCAGCAGUCUGUUGCUUGAAGGAAAUGGAGCCCAAGAAUCUCAAUGUUGGCGAUACGUUCGUGGUAGCGGAUUGCGGGGGUGGGACAGUAGAUGUCAUAUCUUAUACCAUCACAAGAAAAUUUCCCAAGUUGGAGGUGGUAGAAUGUGUUGAAGGGACCGGGGGGCUGUGUGGGUCAACAGUCCUGAACGAGCGUUUCGAAGAAUUGGUCAGAGACCGUAUCGGCGAUAGGUUUUCCAGAUUUGAUAAGAUGAAGCACGAGGGAAGGGUGUACAUGAUGAAGGAGUUUAAUGAUUCUUUGAAACGAAACUUUACCGAUUCUGAAGAUGAGGAUCUUUUCACAUGCCCCGUACCCGGUAUCGCAGAUGACCCCACGGCAGGUAUAGAGGCUGGGAUGUUUAUCAUAGAUCGGGACGACAUGAGAAAGAUAUUCAAUCCCGUAGUGCAGAAGGUUGCCCAAUUGGUGCAGCAACAGGUCGACGAAGUCGAGAAAUUGAUGACGCGCCAAGUCAAGGCCUUACUUCUGGUAGGGGGAUUUGGUGAAUCCGAAUAUCUGCGCAGCCGGCUCCAGGCCGAGAUCAGGACAAGGAGCGGCAGUGAAAUAUCAAUCCUGCAGCCGCCUAACGCUUGGACCGCUGUUGUCCGAGGUGCGGUGAUGCGCGGGCUGGAGGGAGAAAUGGUACGCAUUCGUAAGGUCGCUAGGAACUACGGCAACUCAUGCAGCGUGCCAUUCAUGGAGGGGUACCAUCCUAAGAGAGACGGUUAUAUCGACCCUCACGAUGGAGAGUACAUGUGCCGGAACCGGAUGCGGUGGUACAUCCGAAAGUUUAGGGCGAGGAUGUCGAAGAGAGCGACCCGAUUAGACAUUCAUUUUGUAUCAAUCAAGUCUCCAAUAAUUCUGACUCUUCCUGCAGACGUAAACCCCGUCUGCACCCUCGAAGUGGAUCCCAAUGUCAUCCCGAGGGAGAAAUUUAAAAGGAAAAUCGGAAUCAAUGGUCUGCCCUAUUUUAAGCUUAAUUUCGACCUUUUGAUGAGCAUUCAAUCAGCAUCGAUAUUGUUUGAAUUUGAUGUUGAUGGAACCAUAUAUCGGGAUGUGAAGGCAUUUUAUCAUUAUGCCUAGGGAGGGGAGGUGGGAUACUCCAUUUUUAUCUGUUUCCAUUCAAUACAUGAUAUUUUUUGCGCAUUAUUAAGCUUGAAGUUGUGCGAACCUCCCCAUCGCACGUAUGAAAGGAACCGUAUUUUCUUUGGCGUCGGGUAUUGGAUUGACUUGAAACGAUUUAUUAUUCUGUGAUCUUCUUGCAUGUCCAUUCGUGGCCAAAAGGGUACCGAAACACAGUACAGUACACGGGGGGAGUACUGUACGUGCUGCAGUCACGCAAAAUACCCACCCAUACUUUAUUCAAAGUGUGGUACGGUUGAGAACGGAAGAAUGCAGACCAAAUCGCUGGUAGCGAUGCUGCCGAAUAUUUUUUCCAAGCGCUAGGCACUCGCGCAUGAUACCAACACGCACUAUUCAGCGAGGGUAAUAUGACUUUCAAAUAUGCAUCGGGUGCCUAUUUGAUUAUGACAGAAUUUUUUGUAAUAGUUACUGGCAUGAGUUUUUGGAAACUCCAUCGUGUCACUAGUUUAGUUAUCUCGCUUGCUUUUCCUUUCUGUUAUUGUUGCAUUAUGCAACACCGUUGUCGUUGACCUUUCCUUUUUGCUUAUGAUACCUCUACCGUACAUCAUGUAUUGAUUAAGUCCGCCUCCCAGAAGCAUAAUUAGAUAGGGUCCUCAGGGAUAGGUAUAAGGAAGCAAGCAAUACAACCUCAAUCAAGAAUUACAACAG
Molecule: messenger RNA, 2599 nt
Organism: Tuber melanosporum (Perigord truffle)
Lineage: Eukaryota; Fungi; Ascomycota; Pezizomycetes; Pezizales; Tuberaceae
Exons: 11
Coding region: 221-1891 (556 amino acids)
Molecular function (GO): ATP binding; ATP-dependent protein folding chaperone
Source: RefSeq, a predicted model, not a curated record